Erinaceus europaeus (western European hedgehog) is the source of this 2284-nucleotide messenger RNA. It is a transcript of the gene CDKL4, whose product is annotated as cyclin dependent kinase like 4. Lineage: Eukaryota; Metazoa; Chordata; Mammalia; Eulipotyphla; Erinaceidae. Gene Ontology annotation, biological process: protein phosphorylation. Gene Ontology annotation, cellular component: nucleus. The transcript has 10 exons. The record is from RefSeq and is a predicted model, not a curated record. Bases 147 to 1175 code for a protein of 342 amino acids. Gene Ontology annotation, molecular function: ATP binding; cyclin-dependent protein serine/threonine kinase activity.
CUGGUUGCCUGGGAGACGCGUGGCUGGCCUGGGAGCGGUCAGCAGACUGGGCUGCUUGGGCCAGGGAGCCGCGUCCUCAUCCGCGACCGCUCUCGAUGCUGAACUGCAGAGGAAUUCACGCACGGCCCUGAGUCACUGAAGCUCCCAUGGAGAAGUAUGAAAAACUGGCAAAGAUUGGAGAAGGCUCUUAUGGGGUGGUCUUCAAAUGCAGGAACAAAAACUCAGGCCAUGUGGUCGCUAUUAAAAAGUUCAUGGAGUCUGAAGAUGAUCCCAUGGUCAAGAAAAUUGCGCUGAGAGAAAUCCGAAUGUUGAAGCAACUGAAACACCCCAACCUCGUGAACCUCAUUGAGGUGUUCAGGAGAAAAAGGAAAAUGCACCUGGUGUUUGAAUACUGUGAUCAUACGCUUCUGAAUGAGCUGGAAAGAAACCCAAAUGGAGUGGCUGACAGAGUGACCAGAAGCGUGCUAUGGCAGGCACUCCAGGCACUGGACUUCUGCCACAAACACAACUGUGUCCACAGAGAUGUAAAACCAGAAAAUAUCCUCAUCACCAAGCAAGGUGUCAUCAAGAUCUGUGACUUUGGGUUUGCACGGAUCCUAAUCCCAGGAGACACCUACACAGACUACGUGGCCACCCGGUGGUACCGUGCGCCUGAACUGCUGGUGGGUGACACACAGUACGGCCCCGCAGUGGACGUGUGGGCCUCGGGCUGUGUGUGUGCUGAGCUCCUGGCUGGCCAGCCGCUCUGGCCUGGGAAGUCGGACGUGGACCAGCUCUACCUGAUCAUCAGGACUCUGGGAAAGCUCAUCCCAAGGCACCAGUCCAUCUUUAAAAGUAACCAGUUCUUCCGCGGUGUCAGCCUCCCAGAGCCAGAGGACAUGGAAACGCUCGAAGAGAAGUUCCCAGGUGCUCAUUCCCUGACACUGAACUUCAUGAAGGAGUGCCUGAAAAUGGACCCGGAUGAGAGGCCCACCUGUGCCCAGCUCUUGGAGAGCCCCUACUUUGACACCUGUCGUGAAGACCAAGGGAAAAGGAAAGCCCGUAGUGAAGGAAGGAGCAGAAGGCGCCCACAGAAUCAACUGCUGCCGCUCAUCCCGGGGAGCCAGCUGUCCCCAACCCCCGAUGGAAGGAAGCAGACCCUGCAGCUGACGGUCCACCACCUCCCCAACAUUUAGGAGAGGGUCAUCCAGCGGAGAGUGGUGUUCUGCCCCGAGAGAGAGUGAGCAGCGGGGAGUCCUCGGUGUUGCAGAGGCAAAUGAGCCCUAUGAAGAGUCCCCAGCCUACUAGCAUGGUCUGCUCUGAUCAUUACGGACCCCUCCCCCUCUGCUUCCCACCCAGCAGCUUAGUCCUCCAGAAUGGGCUGCGUAGAUGCUGUCCAGUUUGGAACCACAGGGAGAAAGGGUCAGCCUAAGUGGGUAAGGUGCUGUGGGCUCCGCUAGGAUUCCUGGGAAUCGCUGAGCAUGGCUCAGGGCAGCCCACACAAGCCCCUCACUGUGGCCCACACUCGAGGUGACUCCCCAUGUCCACAUUUUGAUGCUCUGAGAUUGAAACGGCUCCACUGAGUGAGGCUGGUAUUUGACCCUGCGUCUGUGUGUCUGUGGAGGGAAAGGGACCGUCAACUGUCCCCUCGAUUCCAGCCCAGACCAGGCUUUUUCUGUCUCCUGAGAGCUGGGUGGGCUUGUAUUGAAGCUCACUAGAGAAAGCCCCUCACAGACACGUGGCAAAGGGGAAGGAGGAUGAGAAAUCACCUCUGUCUCCAGGGCUGGCUUUCUGCACCUUGGGCUUUGUUUUUAAGAUUGAUUUUAUUUCUGAUGAGGUAGAGUGUUGAGAAAAAAGAGAAAUGGAGGGGGAGAGGGAGAGACCAGAGCACUUCUCUGGUUCACAGGGCAGCAAGGAUCCAGCUGAGAACAUAGAGCAGCAAAGUCCAGCACUCCACCAGCUGAACUAUCUCCCCAGCCCAUUGCCUCAGGCUUCCUUAUCCUUUCUUACUCCUGGCUAAAUCAUCUAAUUUACAGAAGCCCAUCCUCUUAGGCAUGUUCUGUAAAUAGUCUGUCUAUGCCGGAGGCCUCCGUGAGCUCGUUCAUGGAAGAAAGGCCAUGUAUGCCCAGACUCAUGAGCUGAAAAUCUCUCUUGGUCCAUUUUACCCGUGUCUCAUACCAAUAAAGAGACAGAGAGGGGUGGAGGGGGAGGAAAGACAGACCACCUUGGUGGGUAAGCCCAUUUCCCUUGGAGCCCUUUCCUGAGUGGACUUGAUGACACCCAUAUAAACCCAUGUGAUUAUAAA